UUUCUACGUUUUAGGGGAGCUGAAUUUCGAAAGGAUUUUUCCAGGAUAGGAGAAAACUUGUUGUCUAGAUUUCCAGACAUCCCUGUAAUGGUGUUCACUGCCACUGCUCCUCCAAAGGCUCAACAGCAAAUUAUAAGGAAUCUUAAUCUCCGAAAUCCGCAAGUUAUUUCCAUUAACCCUGACAGGCCAAACAUAAAAUACAGCACUAUUAUGCGACCACCAUCUAGCCAAACUGAGGAGCAUUUAGAAGAGAUUCUAAUACCAAUUAUGGAGGGGCUUGCCACAGAGAAGCAGAACUACCCGUUGACUAUUAUGUAUACAGAUACGAGUGUUAUAAGCUACAGUUAUACAUAUCUAGAAAAGAAUUUGGGCAACAGACAGUACAUUGGUGACUCUAUUCCUGAAAACAGAAUCUUCGCACAAUACCACCAAACCUAUACUGACAAAAUGAAAUCUUUCAUUGUGCAGGAAAUUUGCAAAGCUGAUAGCAGAAUUCGAUUUGUGAUGAGCACUGUAGCACUAGGAAUGGGACUAAAUGCCUUGCAUGUCAGACAUGUUAUUCACUACAAGCCUCCAACAACAAUUGAAAGAUAUUUCCAAGAGACUGGCAGAGCAGGACGGGAUGGUGAACCCAGCUAUGCUACGCUUUACUACAACAACACUGACAUCAGAUCAAACCGACCAGGGAUUGACAAAGCAAUAGUGAAAUAUUGCAAAAACACAUCUUCUUGCAAGAGAGCUGUGAUGCUAGAGUGUUUUGGUUUUCAACCUAUUCAGGGAAAUCAAAAUUGUUGUGACUUUUGUGAUUCAAAUCAUGGCCAGGAAGCUUCAAGUGUCUGAAGUUGAAGUGAAACAUAUAUCCUCUAGGAUUCAUACCUCAAGUAAAUCCUGUUCCACAUGAAACAGUUCUUCAAUAACUGGUGAAAACUGUUCUAAACGAUCUGAUCGACUGUGUGCUCCAGCCCUCAGACUGCGUGCCGAAUCAAACGUAACCCUCGUCAGCUGGUCACCACCCAGUGGAAUUGUUGCCGUAUUUUCAAAUUCAUCCUCUAUGAAAUCAAAAAUAAAUAAAAUUCAAUCAUCUG
This is a messenger RNA of Saccostrea cuccullata (small rock oyster), 1085 nucleotides long. RefSeq names its product ATP-dependent DNA helicase RecQ-like. Gene Ontology annotation, molecular function: four-way junction helicase activity; 3'-5' DNA helicase activity. Gene Ontology annotation, cellular component: chromosome; nucleus; cytoplasm. NCBI's taxonomy places the organism in Eukaryota, Metazoa, Mollusca, Bivalvia, Ostreida, Ostreidae. The record is from RefSeq and is a predicted model, not a curated record. The transcript has a single exon. The annotation marks the transcript as partial. Gene Ontology annotation, biological process: double-strand break repair via homologous recombination.